AUGAGCGAUUCGGACGAAGGCAGCGAGAGCGGGUCCGAGGCCGCGCCGUCGCCGACGUUCGCCGUCUACUACGAGGGCGUGGUCCGGCGCAAAGCAGGCCAAAAGACCUUGAAGCCAUGCCGGCUUCAAGUCCAGGCCGGCGGCCUUCUCGCCGACAUGGAUCGGGACCGAAUCUACCGCCUCCUGCACGUGCACGAGUGGCUCAUUGACAAGAAGCUCAAGGGUGUUGAAGCCGAGAACGUCGGGCUGCGUGUCGACUGCCAGCGCGAGCUGUGUGGGAGCGGGUCCGACGACGACGACGCCGGCAAGGUCACGACGUUAUGGCUCGUGCUGGCCAAGGAAGCCGACCGCCGGCAGUGGAAGCUCUUCUUACUCGCGUCCUUGUACCCCCAGAGCAAGGAGGCGAGCCAAGCGCUGCAGUACCUCGAGCAGGUGGCGCAGCAGGAAAAAAUUCGCCAAGCCGAGGUCGAGCGCCGCGCGCGCAUUGCAACAGAGCAGCAAGAGCACGAAGAGCUGCAGCGCUCCAAGAGUCUCCGGCUCAAAGCGAAAAAGAAGGCCAAAGAGAAAGCUGCCAAAGGCCCCAAGAGUGACUGGAAGGCAUAUGAGGCCGAGGACGGCCAAGUCUACUACUUUAACGCGCGUACGGGCGAGAGUCGAUGGGACAACCCAGAGGCCCCGGCGUCAGUCGCCGUCGUCACCCCGCCUGCUACCGACGCCUCGCCGGUGCUGGAACGCCGCCGAUCGUCCAAGAAGCAGCCCAAGGAGUCGGCAGAUGCGAGCCCGAUUCGACUCGAGGAAGCACCUGUCGUCACGAGCGACGACGAGCCCGUGGUCGUUGCCAUCGAGCCACUGCCGGAAGCCGCCAUGGCAUCCAAAUCGUCGAAGAAGAAGCUUCGGUUCGAAGGCGACGACAGCGACGAGGACGUGUCAAAGAAGAAGACGAUGGCGGCGACGCUCGAGAAGCUCCUCGGCGCGGGGCCACAACCCAUCAUGAAGCGCACGCCAAGCUCCAGCGACGACGUUGUCGACGGGACGGAAGCCGUGGACCCGACCUUGUCGACGGCCGAGCGCCUCCGGCUCAAGCGCCAGCAGCGGCAAGGCAGUUUGUUUGCAAUGGAGGAAGACGACACGGAUGCUUUUCUGCGGGAGCUUGAGCUCAAGAAGAGCGCCCAAGCCGCCACGACGGCCGCCAAGGAUGCGGAUGCGGACAAGGAUGCGGACGCGGAUCCGUUUUCGUUUCCAAUGGACGAGUGGGGGGAUGUCGAAGCACAGGUGCUGCAAGAAGCCGCUGCCCACACCAGCAACGAAGCAGUCCGUACUGUGCCAGACGCGCCGGUCGACGAGGUCGCUGAGGUCGCCGAGGUCACGGUAAAGAAAGUGAAAAAAGCAAAAAAGCUCAAGACGCCGUCGCCACCUGCGCCGCCACCUGUCGUGCAACACGACGACCCAGUUAUGGUGCCCGCUGCAGAAACCACCGAAAAAGAUGAUUCCCAAAAAAUUAGCAAGAAAAAGAAAACCAAACCCGCGCUCGAAGCGUCGACCUCGUCCAGCGACGCGCCGAUCGAGGCACCGGUGGCGAGAACAAAGCGGUCGACCAAACCACCCAAGAAAGUCAACGUGCUCGACGACAGCAGUAGUCCAAACGAGGCCGUCCCCACGACAACGCCCGUCGUCGACCAAGCGGUCGCGUCACACGAGCCCUUGCCGGCACUCUCGCCCAAUAGUCCCGACGCGUGGUCCGAGCACACGGCGCCGGACGGCCGCACGUACUACUACAACGCCGUGACCCAAAAGAGUGUGUGGAUCCAGCCCGCCGAGCUCGCCAAGGUGCGAGAGAUUGCGCCGCCAUCCCCGCGCGCCGACCCGCCAGCGUCCCAGCACACGGCGAUUAUUGCGUUCGACGCCACGCGUCCCGUGGCCGAGCUGCUGCCGCCGCACGUCGACACGCAGGACCUCUCGCUCUGCCCGCAUUGCAAGGCCGUGCCGCCCACGCAGCGGUGUUUGGAGUGCGCGACGAUCUUUUGCGACGCGUGCGUGGUCGCGCAGCACCAGCGCUAUGGCACGCUGCUCAACCACACGUUGGCGCUCGUGUCGGUGCCGUUUUGCCAGUGCUGCGAGUCGGCGAGUGCGACGCAAGAGUGUCUCGAGUGUCUCCAGCGACACCUCUGUGACGCGUGCGCGUCGUUUGUGCAUCGCAAGCCACCCAAGCACACGCACACGCGCCGCCCGAUUCUCCAACCCCCGACGGCGUCCACGCCGCCUGUGCCUUCCGCACCUGUGCCGUUUCCGAGUGGCUAUGCGAUGCAGGCGCCAAGCUUCCCGCACAUGCCGCCGAUGGUCAUGAUGAUGAUGCCGCCCAUGAUGAUGAUGCAAGGCGGCUAUGGAAAUGCCAGUUUGUUUGGUGGCAUGAUGCCGGGACCGAUGCCGGGACCGAUGCCGGGACCGAUGGUAGGUCCCGAGGCGCCACCGUCGAUGUACGGACCCGCCCCGGCCAAGCAAGAACCGGCGACCUGCGGCGGCUGGGGCGUCGACUUCGUGCAGGCGAGUGGACGCUGUCGUCACUGCGAGCGCCUUGCGAGUGCACCGGCACCGGCGUUGACACCAGCUUCGACACCGGCGUUGGCACCGAGUGUACUAACCAAGGACGUGGUGGUCCAGCCCACGACGGACCUCGGCGACAUCGAGUGGGACGACGACUCGUCCGACGGGUGGGCGUCCGACUAGUCGGUUCACCAGCGACUUCAGUGUGUCCACCAGCGACUUCAGUGCCAACAUAACACGUACACCACGUACAGAUUGUCC
This is a messenger RNA of Saprolegnia parasitica CBS 223.65, 2802 nucleotides long. RefSeq lists its product as hypothetical. The record is from RefSeq and is a predicted model, not a curated record. NCBI's taxonomy places the organism in Eukaryota, Oomycota, Saprolegniomycetes, Saprolegniales, Saprolegniaceae. Gene Ontology annotation, cellular component: nucleus. Gene Ontology annotation, molecular function: zinc ion binding; RNA polymerase binding; transcription coregulator activity. Bases 1 to 2724 code for a protein of 907 amino acids. The transcript has 20 exons.